AUGAAACUUUUUGAAAAUGAGUACGUGUUUGAUUAUGAGUGGGAAAAGGUUACAGCCGCAAAUUGGAAGAAGUAUCCUAAUGAGGUCUCUACCCAUGUGAUAGCGACAGAUGUCUUAAGGCGAGAAGUUGAUGCAACUGGGAGAAAACUUGUUAGUGAAAGGCUCUUUACGAUCCAGCAAUGCGUACCCAAGUGGAUAAUGAUGUUGGUUGGAAGUAGAAACGUGAGUUACGUUAGGGAGGUGUCUACGGUAGAUCUGGAUUCUAAGACAUUGACUCUAAGGAGUUGUAAUUUGACUUAUUCGCAUUUAUUAAAGGUCUACGAGACUGUCACUUAUAGACCGCAUCCUGAGGAUCCAAAUAGAAAGACGCAGUUUCAGCAGGUAGCGCAGAUCACUGCCUACGCGCCAUUCAGCAGGCUUUGUAAUCAGUUGGAGGACUGGUCUGUCCAACGUUAUAGAGAGAAUGCUGAGAAAGGCAAACGUGGCUUUGAGGCUGUUUUAGAUGUUUUUAGUAGGCAUUGGGAUCAGAGGGAACGUUCUAUGGACAAUAUUGGUAACGCCAUCAUCGAAAAUGUUAGUGAUACAGUUGAGGAUAUAUUAGGUUCUGAUACCAAACCAUCGAUCCUCACUAGGUAUAACACUGUAAUUGAAGCUGCUUUCAAACAUAGCUAG
This is a messenger RNA of Eremothecium sinecaudum, 672 nucleotides long. RefSeq names its product PRELI/slowmo family protein. Bases 1 to 672 code for a protein of 223 amino acids. Gene Ontology annotation, biological process: phospholipid transport. Gene Ontology annotation, molecular function: phosphatidic acid transfer activity. The transcript has a single exon. Lineage: Eukaryota; Fungi; Ascomycota; Saccharomycetes; Saccharomycetales; Saccharomycetaceae. The record is from RefSeq and is a predicted model, not a curated record. Gene Ontology annotation, cellular component: mitochondrial intermembrane space.